Molecule: messenger RNA, 1534 nt
Organism: Diorhabda carinulata
Lineage: Eukaryota; Metazoa; Arthropoda; Insecta; Coleoptera; Chrysomelidae
Gene: Dtwd2
Product: tRNA-uridine aminocarboxypropyltransferase 2
Exons: 2
Coding region: 286-1059 (257 amino acids)
Source: RefSeq, a predicted model, not a curated record
AGUUCUUCUUUUUUAAAAAAAUAUCCACCACAUACUACUCCCAAGGCUUAAGUUUUUUUUCAUUAUUCGUUCGUUGCAAUAAUCAAUCUGUACAACCUAUGAUCACAUAAUAAAAAUCGCUUUCUGCUCCGCGAACAACAUUGCCGAACGCAGCUGAUAUGUCUAUGCUCAUAUCAGUAAUACAUAACCUAAAUUAUCUUCUUAUUCUGUGUUAUUUAAUAAUAGGCCAAAAUAUUAUUUGAUUUUAUAUUUAAAAACUUAUUCGUGAAUUUCUAAUAAUCAAGAAUGAUUGACGAAGCCGAUGCGUUAUUAGACUUGGCCUCAAUACAUGCCGAUCCGCCUUUAAUGAGAGAUGUUUGUUCCGAUUGCUACCGUCCGUCAACAGUUUGUUAUUGUAAAUGGUUACCAGUUCCUCGUAUGUACCCAAAGAGUCGAAUAAUAUUAUUACAACACCCAGCAGAAGAGAAGAGGUGCCUUAGGACAGCUACUAUGUUAGAAUUAUCUCUACACCCGUCUAAAUGCCUCGUUUUCAAAGGAAAGCGAUUUCCAGGAAAAUACAGUGUUUUAGAAGAAAUUUUAAAUACUCCAGAUACAAUUUUAUUAUAUCCCAGUCGUACAGCAGUAGAUAUACGCGACGUGGUUGUAAAUGAAGUAAAAUCUUACAAUAUAGUACUGAUAGACGGUACUUGGCCUCAAGCUAAAGCAAUUUACACCGGUAGUCCAAUUUUACACUCCCUUAAACAAGUGAAAAUUCUUGAUAAUGAUACUAGUAACUACAUAAUCAGAACGCAACCCGCAGAUGGUUGUUUGAGUACUAUAGAAACUGCCGCGUUAACCUUGGGACUUUUAGAAAAAGACGAUAGUUAUAAUGAUAAGUUGUGUAAACCUCUUAAAGCAAUGUGUGACUUUCAAUUACAAAACGGUGCGGUAUCUCAUCAAAGUAAAGAAUUUCGGAUAAAAAAUAACACUUAUCCAAAGUUGAUAGGAAAACGGCUGAAUAAGAUACUAAAGGAUGCUGAAUAUAUGAGAAACGACUGUGAUAAUAAAUAUAAUGAAUAAAAAUAGAGUAUAAUAACACUAAUUGUUAAUAAUAUAACUAUAAAUUAUUUCAACUCCUUUGAAUACAAAAUAACCUUACACAUGACCUACAAUUUCUGGUUAUCGGAGAUUAAUUCGUAUUGGUGACUUCCUACAACUUUUUUAAAAAGUUUGAAAGUACAAUUGGUAUUUUAUAUAGAUAUCACAUCCAGGAAUUUCAGGAUACGUUGUACCUUUAUAUCAACAAUUAUACAAUUUGGUCCUCCAAGCCGUGCAUAUAUCGUUCAUAUCCGGCUCGAAGAACCAGAAAGUUUUCUGGUAAAUUUAGUUGUUAUAAACAGUAUGUUCAGCACGAUUGGCAUAGUCGCGUGGUAAUAAAAUAUGAAUUCUUCCAAGUCUGUGAUACUAUCUGUUGAGACAUUUUAUUUUAAGUUGAAUUUCUUUAACUUUUAAACCAGCAUUAUUAUAUAUAUUUAUUAAAUAUUUUCGAACGCCC